GGCGGCCCAGUGCGCGUUGCACCUGGCGAGCAGUACUUGCAGGUGCCCAGGGGAGGAAAUGGCCCAGUGCCUCUGCGACAGGUGCUGGAAAAGGUCCAGGGGGAGCCCCGAAAGGGAGUAGCUGCAAACACCGUCUAGGGGGCUCAUUCCCCGAAAAAGACAACUACCUGCUCCAGGAGAGUGGCCGCAGACAGCAGCCCCCACCUGUUCACCUGAGCAGUAGCAACCUUGGGCGGGGUGAGGUUCUCAACCGAGACUGCGGGCGAUGAGAGGAGGCGCCAUGGCCUGGAACAGGCGGUGGGGACAACAGGUGCUCCUGUUCGGCCUCACCUGGCUUGCCACAGGCUGUUUCUCCCUUUUGGUGACUGUGCCAGACGUUGAGCGCUACACUACUUUAUUUGCUUCUGUGACUCUCAGGUGUGAUUUCAGCACCUCUGCGCAGCUGCAGGAUGUGGUAGUUACUUGGCUUUAUAAGUCCUUCUGCAAGGAUCCCAUCUUUGAUUAUUAUUCUGUUGCUUAUCAGGCUGGCCUAGCUAUUGGCCAGGAUCCUUCCAAUGACUGUAAUGACAACCAACGGGAAGUGCGCGUUGUAGCUAAGAGACGAGGACAAAAUGAACCUGUGCUGGGUGUUGAUUACAGACAGCGGAAGAUCACAAUCCAAAACCGUGCAGAUCUUCUGAUCAAUGAGGUGAUGUGGUGGGACCACGGAGUAUAUUAUUGUACCAUUGAGGCUCCAGGAGAUACAACUGGCGACCCUGAUAAAGAAGUGAAGCUCAUUGUUUUGCACUGGCUGACUGUGAUGCUGAUUGUCCUGGGCGGCCUCCUCCUCCUCAUACUGAUCGCAGUGUGCUGGUGCCAGUGCUGUCCUCAGCACUGCUGUUGCUACAUCCGCUGUCCCUGCUGUCCAGACUGCUGUUGUUGCAAUGCAGAAGUUCUGGAACGACACCACUUGAUGAAGCAGGCUCGGCAGUUUUUACCAUUGAUGAAGCAUCACUCUCAGUCAUCUUCAUACCAACUCAAUCCACUCUUGCAGAGAGAUGUGUCUCUGCAGAGUAGUCAGCUGAUGAUGCCUCCACUUGGCCAGAUGCCUGUGAACAACAAGGUCUUGGAUCUGCUUGAGUCAGAGAUCAAGAACCUCAAUUUGUCCCAGCCCCUGCUCCCUUCUAAACGUGUUGGGAGCAGUCAGAACCCCAGUAUACUAUCUUCUCUGGGCCCAGAGAUUGUGGAACGCAGGGUCAUCCACUUACCCCCCAUCAUUGAACGUAUCCCAUCUUCACAGAGAACUAGCAUUUCAUCACAUCGACAACAGUCUAUACAGAAUCCUAGACCUCGAAGCAACCCAAGGGAAGAAGGGAGGAGAUGGAGGCGUCUUUCCUUGGAUGAAGUAUCUCAAUCCAGCUAUGAUCCCGAACCUUGGGACAGACAGCAAGACCAUAGAGUCGAAAGGUGGAGAAAUGGGAGCCGUUGUGAUAGGUUCCAGAGUUCCAGAUCAGAUGCAUCACCUGUGUUGCAUGGUGGGAGCAAUCUUGAUGCCUACCCUACAAACUCCAGAAUGGAAUACUCUGGCCGGCAAUACUCUGACCAAAGAUAUCAGCAUUCAGGGAGGCGGGCUUAUCAACACCUCAGUAGAAGGGAGAAUGAGUCUAUUCACAGGGGCAACCGGCAUCGCAGCUAUUCUUCACCAUCCCAUUGGAAUUCCUGGAGCUCAGCUGAAGACGAUGAGUGCUUUCAGAAGAAUAGCAGACUACAUCGUCCGCACCGUUCUCAAGACUGGCCAGAAGAUAAACCCCCUAGUUAUCGUUCAGUAGAAAUCACUCCAAGCAAUAGCGGCAAAUCCAAAUACCGCACAGAACAACAAUCGGAAAAAGGCAGUUCUCGCAGUGGUAGGAGUGUUAUCAUUUAGUCUGUUUACUUCACCGCUGCACCAAGGGGUAGCUUCAUUUCUCUGAACAGAAGACGUGAACCUGAGGCUGUGAACCAUCGAGUAGAAAACAUCCAGGGAUAUGGGCCCCCUCAUUGCCUUCAGCCUGCCUCUUUUGGGAUGCUUUCAUUUCGUCAAAGUUCUGGAAAUCCUGAUUCCUUCAUGAAGGCCUUCUUUUGCCUUGAAAUGGAUCUCCCUUCUAAGAAUCUGUUUUGUCUUCCCUCCUAAGGAUAAGGAGAGGGUCAGCUUUUUCAAGAUAGACCGAUUGAGCAAAACUCUUCUCCUAAGAACUGUCAUAUCACAGGGACAGGAUCAAGUGACGUGACAUGUAAAUGUUGGUCAGUGGACCAAGCUGAUAUAACUUUGGCUAGAUCAGGCUAAGCACUUCCAACUCUACAGGCAUGUAUUGUUGGAUGUCAAUUUACAUUGUCAUGCCUCAAAGUAAAUGUGGGAUUAAAUUUAGCUAUCUUGUGCCUGUUCUCAGUUGGUGGGGGGAAUAAUGUAAUUGCUGAGCCUUUUUUUCCCAUUAAUUUUUCUUUUGAGCCAUGUAGAAUCUUAAAUCAAGGCCAAUAACAGAUAGUUGGGGUGGAUCCUAUCCCUGUCUUUCCAUUCUGGUUUGAAGCUGUCCUCCAACCUAGAGAGACUCACUCAAAUUUAAAUGGCUGUUCGCGCAAUGGAAUCUGUACUUUUUCUGCAUCUGUACAAGGAGUUCACAGAGAACUGGAGACAUGCUUGCUAUAUACAUAUACCACACCCCCAGGACUUUUGGCUUGGCUCCCAGCUCAGCAAACUGCUAUAACAGUAAGAGAACAGACAAGUCUGCCACUGUUUAUUUUUUUGGCAGAGCUGUUUUCCAUCAGUGACCUAAGAUAUCACUGCUAACUGUAGGUGGGGAAUUGUCUUCACUGAAUGUAGUCUCUCUCAGAGCAAUCCGAAUGCUUUUCUGAAUGCAAUCUCUGCUUUCAUUCCAUCAAUUAACCCUGAAGUGUCCAGGAGUAUAGCUAGUUUAGUUUACUAGAAAUUAAACGGAUCUGGAUUCAGUUAUUUCAGUUAGUAAGAACUGGAAAUGCUUGGAACAACUUUGGAAAAUUACUGUCAUUACUGCAAAAGAGAAGGAUAUUUUCCAAAGGAAGGCAUGAUUUUAACAUGUCCCAUCUUUGAUGGGAGGGCCCGUGCGUGCCUGCAUUUCCAGCAGUAAUAAACCGACCUUAGGGUGGAAUUUCCCAACUUAUGGAAGCCCAGUGUCUGCUGUUGCUGCCUUCUUAUCUCAGUUAAGGGGGCUAACCUUUAUGCUAAGCACUGUAGUGUCAUCGUCCCCCCCCCCCCCCCACACACACACACAGAUUUGUUUAGAUCUGUAACUUGUGGACUAACAUGAUUUCCUUGGAAGUCAUUUCAGGAGUAAGAGCAAAAGGGGAAAGAGGUACUACUGGUUAUUUAUAGUUGAGAAACUGUUUUGCUGUGUCAGGUAAUGUGAUAACACAUUUAUUCAAAACAGAGAUUUUGUGGCCUUGCCUAAGCAGAAGGCACUUCUCAAACAAGGCAAUAGUGUUGGUAAUUUUGUGAAUUUCUUACUCAAACUGUAAACCUUGUGUUUCAUCUUCCAUCUCUCAGACUUUAUUUUUAGGUUAACUUGUGGAAUGUUCUGUAGAAGACAAACGGCCCCAUCCAAAGGAGGGGUGGGUCCUCAGUUGGGAGUAACAAAGGGCUGUGCUGGUGGAUUUGCCCUGCCUGGGGUGUUUGCCCCCGUGGAGGGGUGAAACUGCCUGCAUGUGGCCGCCAUGCCCCCCAGCAGUGGGACAUGGUGCUGAAUGCCACACCAGUAUCCCUGCGCCCCUGCCGCCAUCAGCAUAGCGGGGUGGCUGGGGAAAGAACCAACAUUAGUUGACUUCCUCGCUGCCAUUGUUCCCAUUGUGCCAGUGGAUUUACACCACCAAAGAGGUGGCAUAAGUUCAUUAAGCCCAAUGGGUUUUUUUCUGGCAGCGAUGAGGCUUGUUUGCAUUUUUAGCCUCCCCAUGUUGAUGGAAAACCCCUUGGGAACGGUGGACUGGUGUGGCCACAGUGCCACAUCUGGGUGCCCCACCAUUUGGAUGAGGCAGAAAAGGAAGUGAAAGAGGUCCACUUGAUAAGCUGACAUCAUGUGAUCUUACGAGAGAAUGAGCAGGAGCUUUACACUGGAGGGUGAAGUUUUACUUUUCAACCACCAGGAACCCCAGCGUGACAUUCCUAAACAGCAUUGUCUAAUGUUUUUUCUAUCUAUCAGGAAAUCAGAUCUUUUUAGGAAUCAGAACUGAAAUUCUUGGGCAUCCUGUAAAUGGGAUAUUAUAUGUUGAAUUCUGCACUGGAAACCAGUUUCUGUUAUGUACUUCUGUUAUGCCAGUGUGGUGAAGUGGUUAAGAGCAGGUGCACUCUAAUCUGAAGAACUGGGUUUGAUUCCCCGCUCUGCCACUUGA
Messenger RNA from Sphaerodactylus townsendi, 4374 nucleotides. RefSeq names its product immunoglobulin like domain containing receptor 1 (gene ILDR1). The record is from RefSeq and is a predicted model, not a curated record. NCBI's taxonomy places the organism in Eukaryota, Metazoa, Chordata, Lepidosauria, Squamata, Sphaerodactylidae. Gene Ontology annotation, cellular component: plasma membrane. Gene Ontology annotation, molecular function: high-density lipoprotein particle receptor activity. The transcript has 8 exons. The coding region runs from base 266 to 1903 and encodes 545 amino acids.